Molecule: messenger RNA, 2379 nt
Organism: Trypanosoma cruzi
Lineage: Eukaryota; Euglenozoa; Kinetoplastea; Trypanosomatida; Trypanosomatidae
Product: trans-sialidase, putative
Exons: 1
Coding region: 1-2379 (792 amino acids)
Molecular function (GO): exo-alpha-sialidase activity
Source: RefSeq, a predicted model, not a curated record
AUGGUUUGCUUCUGCGGUGGAGGUGCCGCCGCUGUGGAGAACAGCGAUUCAGUGGCGGAUCCAACGUUUGAAUGGAGGAGUACCACUGGUGAUGAGGGUGUAACUGUGGACUCGUUGGGCGUUCCCGGCCUUCUAAAAGUGGGGACUGCCGUAUUUGCCGUCGCCGAGGCGCAGUGCAAGAAAGGAGGUGAAGGCAGCUUUACAGGCAUUGCAUCCGAACUUCUCACGGAUCCAACGGAUAAAAAACCGGUGGAAGUACUGAAUGAGGCCAAAAAGGAUACACAAGUCCUGGAGGAGGGCGCUCCCGCAAAGAAAAAGAAAGUAGAUGUGAGCCGACCAACAACAGUUGUGAAUGGAACUGAUAUUUACAUGCUUGCUGGAAAAUACAGCCGGACAGCAGCUGCUAAAGACGCUCAGGAGAGGGGCGCAGGUGAGUGGGGACUUUUGCUGGCGAAAGGGAAAGUCAGUGAUGGGGACAGUGGCAGUAACAAGAGAAUCCGAUGGAAUGUGAACCAGCGACUGGUCGACACUCUCUUUAAGCGCGAACAGGAUUCCUUGAUGCAGCUGGUUGCAGGCGGUGGAUCGGGUGUUAAGAUGGAGGACGGUGCGCUUGUGUUUCCCGUGGAAGUAACGAAGAAGGGUGAAUCAGAAAACGACGGAGAGGAAGGAAAGAGUGUCUCACUGCUCGUAUACACUUCGGAUACUUCGGAUGAUUCGAGUUGGAAGCUGUCGAAGGGGAUGUCUGACGGUGGCUGCGGUGAUCCCUCCGUCGUGGAGUGGGAGAAGGAGAAACUCAUGAUGAUGACUGCGUGCGAUGGCGGCCGCCGCAGGGUGUACGAGUCCGGUGACAAGGGGGGGUCGUGGACGGAGGCACUCGGGACACUCUCGCGCGUGUGGGGCAACAAACACGAGGAACAGACGAAACGUGUUGCGAGCGGGUUCACCACAGCGACUCUUGGAGAUGACAACAAAAAAGUGAUGCUCGUUACUCUGCCGGUGUAUUCUAAGGAGAAGGGCAGCGAAAACAAGGAAAAGAGUGAACUCCACCUUUGGCUGACGGACAAUACGCGCAUUGCUGAUAUUGGGCCCGUGUCCGAGAAGGACGAAGACGAAGUUGCCGCCAGCUCCCUGCUGUACGAAAGUGCUGAAGGUGAAGAUAAUAAUAAGGAGGAGGAUAAGUUGAUUGCACUGUACGAGAAGAAGAAGGGCGGUGAGAAGCCAUCACACGGUCUUUGGUCUGUGCGUCUGACUGAGCAGCUGAAGCGGGUGAAGGAGGUGCUGGCGACGUGGAAGAAAGUGGACGAAGCUGUCUCCAAGCUGUGCCCCACUGCAAGUGCUGCGAAGAGUGCCUUGACUGAGAAUGACUGCAGCGAUGGGGAGAUCACGGCUGGGCUGGUUGGCUUUUUGUCCGACAACUUCUCUGGGAACACAUGGAGGGACGAGUACCUCGGGGUGAACGCCACGGUGAAUCAUAAUGGUGGAGCUGAGAAGGCGAAAGACGGCGUGAAUUUCCGGGGAGCGUGGGCGGAGUGGCCCGUUGGCAGGCAGGGGGAGAAUCAGCUGUACCACUUUGCGAACUGCAACUUCACUCUUGUGGCGACGGUGUCCAUCGAGAAGGCGCCGGAGGGAGACAACCCCAUUCCAUUGAUGGGUGUGCGUGCGGGCAGUAAAGGAGAAACCAAACUUAUGGAGUUGUCGUACAACAGCGGAAAGAAGUGGAAAUUGUUUUGCGGUGGCGACACGACCAAUGAGCUCAGCAGCCAUUGGGAAGCAGGGACAGCACACCAGGUGGCCAUUGUGCUACAGAACGGCACCCAGGGCUCUGCGUACGUUGAUGGUAAGCGCGUGGGUGCUGCGCCAUGUGAAUUGGAAAAUGCGGAUUCGGAAGAGAUCUCGCACUUCUACAUUGGAGGGGUUGGAGACAGCGCAGAGGUCCAAGAAGUCGUGUCUGUGACUGUGAAGAACGUCUUUCUGUACAACCGCCCAUUAACUUUUUCAGGUGGGGAUGCCGAUUUGGAAGAGGCUCCCCACUUACCACCGGCAAAUCCGCAACCAACUGAGGCCGUUCCUCAAUCGGUGGAAGGGGAUCAAAAGGCGAUGCCUCCUGCGGGUAAGCCUUCUGAAGCACCAGGGGAGCAAGCGACCUUGCAGCAGCCUCCAGAAGAGCGUGAAACACAGGAAAAUACGACGGUGGGGGAAUCUGCCUCCACACAGCAAGUGCCGGCGAAUCGAUCGCAGGGAAGUGUGGGGAGUGCGGCGGCUCUGAACUCCCAUGCCGUUGGAGGAGCAACGGGUGAUGGCGGCACUGUGCGUGGGAGCGGACUGCUGCCAUCGCUGCUGCCGCUUCUGUUGGGACUGUGGGGGUUUGCGGCUCUGUGA